Molecule: messenger RNA, 3325 nt
Organism: Rubroshorea leprosula
Lineage: Eukaryota; Viridiplantae; Streptophyta; Magnoliopsida; Malvales; Dipterocarpaceae
Source: the annotation of a GenBank genome assembly
GCAAUGCAAAUGUCAAUGAUGAAGAAAGAAAGGCAUGUAUUUUCUUUGCAUCUUGCAAUUGAGUUUUUUAUUUUAAUUGUACUGUCGAUUCCCAUGACAGACAUCAUUAAGAUGAUGCAGGUCUAUAUUGUGUACAUGGGAUCAUGUGUUGAGGGGGACACAUACCAAACAACAGCUGUCCAUUUCAAUAUGCUCCAGCAAGUAAUUGGCGAAAGCUCUGUAAAAGAUGUCUUGAUAAGAAAUUACAAAAGGAGCUUUAGUGGAUUUGCUGCCAGGCUCACUGAUCACGAGGCAAAGAGGCUGGAAGGAAUGAAUGGAGUGGUCUCCGUUUUUCCUAGUACAACUUUCUAUCCACAAACAACAAGAUCAUGGGAUUUCUUAGGUUUGAAUGAAACCGUCAAGCGCAACCCAAUCGUGGAGAGUAAUGCCAUCAUUGGUGUGAUUGACAGUGGAAUUUGGCCUGAAUCAGAAAGCUUUAGUGACAAAGGUUUUGGUCCUCGUCCCCAAAAAUGGAAAGGUUAUAAUCCAUCCUCCUAUGAUUUCACUGGUUACAGCAAGCUUAUUGGAGCUAGAUUUUAUGCAACUAACUCAGCGAGAGAUGAUACUGGUCAUGGGAGCCAUACUGCAUCUAUUGCAGCUGGAAACCAUGUCAAAAGUGCUAGUUUAUUUGGGGUGGGAGAAGGAAUUGCCAAAGGAGGGGUUCCUUCUGCAAGGAUAGCUGCAUAUAAAGCUUGUGAAGACAACGGGUGCACUUCAGAUGGAAUUUUGGCAGCUAUUGACGAUGCAAUAGCUGAUGGAGUUGACUUUAUUACAAUUUCAUUAGGAACUCUAACUCCCUUAAAGAUCACAGCUGAUCCUAUAGCAAUUGGUGGUUUCCACGCAAUGGAGAAAGGAGUUCUUACCCUACAAUCUGCUGGAAAUACUGGGUACGGUCCAGCAUUUUUUCCAACUGCUAGCACAGCACCAUGGGUGCUUUCUGUUGCUGCAAGUAGCAUAGAUCGCCAAUUCAACAGCAAGGUUGUUCUUGGGAACGGGGAGACACUAACGGGUUUGGCAAUCAAUACAUUCACACUAAAUGGAACAAAGUUCCCGGUAGUUCCUGGAGAAAAUGUUACAAAUGGUUCUUGCGAUGAAACCAGAAGUCGGGCUUGUGGCUCAGGGUGUCUAAACAAAGAAGCAGUACAGGGAAAGAUUGUGUUGUGCAACGAUGUUAAUGGAGUUAAGGGAGCCAUGGAUGCCAGUGCAGUAGGAGCAAUUCUCUUUAACAGUUUAAUUGAAACUGUUCCUAGUGCAACGAUUUUCCCAUUACCUGCCACAGCUUUGAAUAGCGAUAACUAUACUGUUGUGGAAAACUACGUAAAGUUCAACAACACCAAAAAUCCUGUAGCCGAAAUAUUAAAAAGUGAAACCGAUAAAAACCCUAAUGCUUCUAGAGUAGCUCUCUUCUCUUCACGUGGACCAAAUCCUUUAAUACCGGAUGUUCUGAAGCCAGAUUUAAGUGCUCCUGGGGUGAAUAUCUUGGCAGCGUUCUCACCUUUAGCUCCACUCACACAAUAUCCUUCUGACACAAGGCACACCAACUACAAUUUUAUUUCUGGAACUUCCAUGGCUUGUCCUCAUGCUGCUGCUGCUGCUGCCUAUGUUAAAACAAUUCAUCCUGAUUGGUCUCCUUCUGCCAUCAAAUCUGCUUUGAUGACUACUACUUCCUUCGUCGAGCCAAAUCCUGAAGUUGGUCAAGGUCUAGGACUUGCUUUUUCAUCCGGAAAUAUUAAUCCUGUGCAAGCUAUUGAUCCAGGACUUGUGUAUGAAACUUUUAAAGAAGACUACAUACAAAUGCUUUGCAGCAUUGGUUAUACUUCAAAUUAUAUUAGAGCAAUAUCUGGAGAUAACAGCUCUUGUCCAGAAAGCUCAAAGAUUGUACCUGCAAGGGAUUUGAAUUAUCCUUCAUUGACAGCUCAGGUUCCAAUUAGAGGCAAACCUUUCAAACUUGAGUUUCAUAGAACAGUUACAAAUGUUGGCAAUGCAAAUUCAACUUACAAGGUACAAGUCUCUCAAAAGUCCGAGUUCAAUCUCACCAUCGCUGUAGUUCCUGAAGUUUUAUCUUUCGAGUCUAUAAGUGAGAAGAAGUCUUUCACCGUGACUGUUACUGCAGAAGAAUGGAUCUCCUGCACCGCGGCGGUUCCGGUAUGGCCGUCAAUUCCGCUAACAAUUUCCGAGCUCCCUGUAGAGACACGCUCGUGGAUUGCGCCGCGAAAUCCGUCACACGAAGUGAAAUCGUUUAGCUCGCGUGCACUGGAUUCUGAUGAUGAGAUCAUCGGACUCAUCGACACAGAAGCGAAUCUACGCAACCCAACCGUGGAGAGUAAUGUCAUCAUUGGUGUGAUUGAUACUGGAAUCUGGCCUGAGUCAGAAAGCUUUAGCGACAAAGGUUUUGGUCCUCCUCCCAAAAAGUGGAAAGGUGCCUGUGACGGUGGCAAAAAUUUUACUUGCAACAACAAGCUAAUCGGAGCUAGAUAUUACACUACUGUCUCAGCAAGAGAUGACGAAGGUCAUGGGAGUCAUACUGCAUCUACUGCAGCUGGAAAUCCUGUCAAAGGUGCUAGUUUCUUUGGGCUAGGAGAAGGAACUGCCAAAGGAGGGGUUCCCUCUGCAAGGAUUGCUGCAUAUAGAGUUUGUGAAGCAAUCGGGUGCGGUUCGCACGAAAUUUUGGCAGCUUUUGACGAUGCAAUAGCUGAUGGAGUUGACUUGAUUACAAUUUCAAUAGGAGGUGAAUUCCCCAUAGACUUCAAUGUUGAUCCCAUAGCAAUCGGUGCCUUCCAUGCCAUGAAGAAAGGAAUUCUUACCUUACAAGCUGCUGGAAAUACGGGGUCCUAUCCAACAUUUAUGUCAACUUCAAGUUCAGCACCAUGGGUGCUUUCUGUUGCUGCAAGUAGCAUAGAUCGCCAGUUCAUCAGCAAGGUUGUUCUUGGGAACGGGAAGACACUAACGGGUUUGUCAAUCAAUACAUUCACGCUAAAUGGAACAAAGUUCCCAGUGGUUUCUGGAGAAAAUGUUGCAAAUACUAGUGCCUGCGGGGAAGCUGAAGCUCGGUGAGUUUCCAAUUGAGUUUCAAUUUCAAAAAUAAUAACUUAAAUUUGGCAAAAUAAAAAGAAAAUCUGAUUGCUUUGUUCUGUGUAAGGGCUUGUUACGAGGGGUGUCUCAACAAAGAAGCAGUAAAGGGAAAGAUUGUAUUGUGCAACCAAGUUUAUGGGGCUGAUGAAGUCAAGUCUGCUGGUGGAGUAGGAGCAAUUGUCUAUAACAAUUUAAAUGAAACUGUUCCUCAUGC